Molecule: messenger RNA, 360 nt
Organism: Oncorhynchus masou masou (cherry salmon)
Lineage: Eukaryota; Metazoa; Chordata; Actinopteri; Salmoniformes; Salmonidae
Product: keratin-associated protein 12-1-like
Exons: 1
Coding region: 1-360 (119 amino acids)
Source: RefSeq, a predicted model, not a curated record
AUGCUGGUCUAUGUGUCGCUGGUCUGUGUGACGCUGUUCUGUGUGACGCUGGUCUAUGUGUCGCUGGUCUGUGUGACGCUGGUCUGUGUGACGCUGGUCUAUGUGCCGCUGGUCUGUGUGACGCUGGUCUGUGUGUCGCUGGUCUGUGUGACGCUGUUCUGUGUGACGCUGGUCUAUGUGACGCUGGUCUAUGUGACGCUGGUCUGUGUGACGCUGGUCGCUGGUCUGUGUGACGCUGGUCUAUGUGACGCUGGUCUGUGUGACGCUGGUCUAUGUGACGCUGGUCUAUGUGACGCUGGUCUAUGUGACGCUGGUCUGUGUGACGCUGGUCUGUGUGACGCUGGUCGCUGGUCUGUGUGA